Messenger RNA from Bolinopsis microptera, 786 nucleotides. RefSeq lists its product as uncharacterized. The transcript has a single exon. NCBI's taxonomy places the organism in Eukaryota, Metazoa, Ctenophora, Tentaculata, Lobata, Bolinopsidae. The coding region runs from base 1 to 786 and encodes 261 amino acids. The record is from RefSeq and is a predicted model, not a curated record.
AUGUGUAACCCUCAUGAGUCAUGUAGAGAGCUCCCGUUCUACCCAGAGACUGUUGAGUAUACUACACCAAAAGGACACGCAAUAUCACCACAGGAAACUGUCAGAGACCUUGGAGUGUAUGUUAGCAGCAGUAGGUCAUGGGGUCCUCACAUUGAGAAGACAGUUCAAGGAGCUAGAAAAAUGGCGGCUUGGACAUUGAGUGCCUUUAGAGACCGGUCACAAGUAGUCAUGCUGACUUUAUACAAAAGUAUGGUUCGCUCCAAGCUAGAGUACUGCUGUCCAGUCUGGAACCCUACAAAAGUCACAGAGAUACAAAAGCUGGAGACUGUACAGAGAUCCUUUACUAGAAAGAUAUCUGGCUGCCGUGAUCUCCAGUACUGGGACAGGCUGAAGAAGCUUAAGUUGAUGUCCCUUCAGAGGCGGAGAGAGCGUUAUUCUAUUAUUCAUGUAUGGAAAAUUCUUAAUGAACAUGCUCCGAACGAUACGGGCUUCGAGUUCAAGUCUCAUCAAAGGCAUGGUAUUAAGGCAGAGAUCCCAGCCAUGAACAAAAACGCACAGUUGUCGGUAAGAACAGAUUACGACAACAGCUUUAGAGUUAGAGCAGCUCAGCUCUUCAACGUGCUCCCAUCGGAGCUCCGGAGUAUCACAUUGCUAGACAGUUUCAAAGUUGGUCUAGGCAGAUUUAUGGAACAGUACCCAGACACACCACCGGUUCCGGGAUACACUCCGACAAACGAUAACUCAAUGCUGAGCUGGAGGAGGACGCACUCGAUGCAGUUGUCCUGA